Molecule: messenger RNA, 6007 nt
Organism: Lepidothrix coronata (blue-crowned manakin)
Lineage: Eukaryota; Metazoa; Chordata; Aves; Passeriformes; Pipridae
Exons: 7
Coding region: 11-4390 (1459 amino acids)
Biological process (GO): cell-cell adhesion; cell migration
Cellular component (GO): catenin complex; adherens junction
Molecular function (GO): beta-catenin binding; actin filament binding
Source: RefSeq, a predicted model, not a curated record
GCGGGACAACAUGGAGCCUUUUCCUCUCUCCGAGCUCGGGCUCCCAGCAGAAAACAAAGCUAUCCAGGGAAUCCUCUGCCCCAUGGCUGUGGAGCUCUGCCACCUCCUCCUGGCCCUGGAACGGGAAGAUGGGAUUUGUGAGGCCUUUCCCAACUUAGGGGAGAAGGCGGAAAAACUGGCCAAAGCCCUGGAAGAACUCGCUGCUGUGGCAGGAAGGCUGGCCCGGGAGUCCAGCGAGGAGGGAACCACGGAGGAGACGUGUCCCAUGGCCAAAUCCCUGGAGCAGGCCGGGAGGGAUGUGCUCCUGGCAGCGCUCCGGCUCCAGGAGCACCCGGAGAGCCCUCAGCUCCGGGAGCACCUGGCAGCGGCCGCCAGGAGAGUCCUCACGGAGACAGCGAAGGUCCUUCAGCUGGAAGAGGCCGCAGGGAUGAGGCGGAUCACCCGGGCAGCCGGCCGGCUCCUGGAGUGCCUGCGUGUGCUGCGGGAUGCCCGGGACACGCCGGGGCUCCUGGCAGCAUUCCAGGCCUUCUCCGAGGCCGUGCUCCUGCUGAGCCGCCUGACAGCCAAGCGCCUCCAGGAACUCGGGGAUGGUCCCGCACGGAAGAGCUUGGCCCACACCCUGCAGCUCCUGCACCGGUGUGUCCCCCUGCUCCACGGAGCCGUCAGACAUUCCAGGGAUCCCCGAGCCGACCUCUCUGCAGACGACGCUUUCCAGCUGACAGAGGGGACCAUCGGGGACCUCCUCUUCCUGCUCAUGGAGCCCCGGGACAGGAGCGGGAUCUUCUCCCAGCAGGUGAACAUGCUGCUGGAUCUCCUCUCCCACCCGGACAGGCUGCGCCUCUCCGAGGGCGGGCUCAGCUCCCACCUGGAAGCGGUGGUUCUCCAUGGAAUGCUGCUGGCAGACUCAUCCAGGCUGGAUCUGCAGCUGGAGCUGGUGGAACGCUGCUGGGUCCUGCUAAGGCUGAGGAAGAGCAUCUGCGGCCGCAUGAGGCGGUUGGAAGGAUGUCCAGGACAGGGCCAGGGAGAGCAUGGAUUUGAGCAGGAAUGUCACAGCAUGAGGGAGGAGCUGGAAAACCUGGACCAGACUGUGCUCAGGGCCACUCUGUGCCAAAUCCUCGAGGGAUUCUUUGAGGAGAAGGAGCCCCUGAGGCAGCUGGUUGAAGGUGCCCUUGCUCUUGCUGGUUCAGGGUGUUUUCCAGCAGGACCAGGAGGAAUUCUAAGGAAGCUCCAGCCCCUCACCGCCGCCGUCUUUGCUCAGGCCCAGCAGAUGCUCCGAGCGGCCGAGCUGGUUCUGGCCCGGUGCACCAAAUCCCAAACUGCCAGGGAAAUCUGGGAGUGGGUGGAGCACCUGCGGAGCCUCCUGGGCAGCCUCCCUUCCCUGCUCCUGGAAAGGAGUGGGAACACCAGAGCAGAGCAGCUCCAGGCCCUGUGCCACGCCUGGGCUGGAGCCACCGGCAGCCUCCUGCGCUGCUUCGAGGAGACGGUCGGCACACGGGAAUUCCUAGAGCUGUCUGUCCUGGAGAUGGCCAAGCACAGGGAAUGGUGUGAGGCGGCGCUGGGAUGUUGGGAUCCCGAGGGAUUCUCCUGGCACGCCGCUCGCCUCACCGGCUGGGCACGCUGGGUGGUUGGAGCCACUACCCGGCACGUGGACAGGGCCACAGAUCCCAUCUUCAGGAAUGGCCUGCUGGUGUGGGUGGAGCAACUGGCCAAUUCCAUCCUGGAGCUGAGGGCAGUGCCAGCCCAGUGCCUCCAAUCCCGGGAUACCUUUUCCCAGGCAGCCAGCUGCCUGAUGGACACUGUUCUCCGUGUCCAAGCCGGGCUGGAUGGGUCCAACCACCCGGAUAUCCUCAGCCCGCUCCGGGAGCGAGUGCGGAGCACCAGGGUGGCAAAGGGGCCAGAGCUCAGCCCAUCCCACGCUGGGAUACAAACCAGUAUGGAUGAGGCCACAUUCCAUGGAGACAUCCCAAGUCCUCCAUCUUCGCCAGCAGGCACCUUCCACCUGGAUGUUCCGUGGGAAGGGGGUGCACACCCUGCCAUCACGGCUCUCCUGGCAGCAUCCCGAGCCUGGGACACAGCUGCCGUCAGUGCCGCUGGCUCUGCCUUGCUGGAGCUCUGCGAGGGCUGUGUGGAUGCAGCACGGGAAGCACUGCCUGUGGCCGACCCCCCCCAGCUCCUGGUGCUGGGACAGCACCGGGACAUCACGGCACUGACCCCCAGGAUUAUCAGCCUGGCCAUGGAAACGGCCCGCAGCCAGCUCCGUGCUCCAGGCAGGCUGAUCCACAUGGCACUCAGGCUCUUGGGAAAGAUCCGGGACACCCAGCAAUGCCUGGCAGCCGUGGCAGGCUCUUGGAAUAGUCUGUCCCAGCAAGUGCUUGGGUUUAUCUCGUCAGGUGACUUUCCAAGAGGGAAGCAGGCUUUGGAUGAGGCCAUGCUGGCUUUAGCAGGAGCAGUGCAGUUGGCAGAAGACAUUGCAAGCACAGCCUGUAGUAAGGAAAAUCCCAUUCCCUCCCAAGCUUGGGAUGGCUUUCUGCAGGUCCAAGCCAAGUUUUCCCGUGCUCAGCUGAACACCCAAGUGUUCCUGGGGAAGGCAGAAUCCUUCAGGGGCUCCUGUGGGAUGGAAAAGGCCAUCCUGGAGCUGCACGGUGUCCGGUGGGCCGUGGGCAUGUGUGUCCUGCUGCACGCCAUGGAUCGCUUCGUGGGAAGGGAUGUGCUGUUCCUGAGGGAGCUGAGCAGGGCUGUGAGGAACAAGGUUGGCUCACAGACCCUCCUGGCUGCUGUGGCCGAGAAUUCCCUGAGGCUGCAGGAGGCCGCCCGGCUCUCUUACCUGUCCUGUCCCAGAGACCGUGGUGCCAGGGAAAUCCUGGCGCUCCGGGGGGAGAUCCAGGUGCUCAUGGAAGCACUGCUGGAGGUCUCCAACACCCUCCUGGUCUCCCCACUGCCUUCAGCCAGCCUGUCCAUCCGCUUCGAGCUCCUGCAGAGGGACGUGGCCCUCAGGGCCAGGGCGUUACUGCUCCGCCUGGAGAGGGCCAACACGGAGCAGCUGCACGUCAUCCAGGACGUGGUUGGAGCAGCCCUGCCCGGCCUCUCCCACGAGGAGAGGGACAGGAGCAAGGAGGCCUUUGAGGAGAAGGCGAGUCGGCUCAUGGCUGACGUCCAGUGGGUCAGGAACACCCUCUGGGACGCUCUGGAGGCUGGAGCUCAACUGCCACCGUGGGACAACCCGCUCUCCACAGCGGAGCACCUCCUGCUCCUCACGGCCCACGCCGUGGGCAGUGUCCGACGGAGCCUCCGGAGCCACUGGGACAUGGGGGAUGCCCACCUGGACACCUGGGAUCCCCAGGACACAGGGGAUGCCCACCUGGACAGUGUGGUGUUGCACUGGUCAGCCCAGGCCCGCUACCUCCUCACACAGCUCCAGGCCACCCGUGGCAUCGGCACAGACGUCCUGCGGCGCAUCACGGAACGCCUGCAGCGGGACCGGGCAUCCCCAGGACAAUCCCAGCUCUGCCCAGCCCCACAGCCCACUGAGGCAGCGGGAAGUCGCCCGCUCGGGAGCAGAGCAGGGAGUGGAGCUCCACAGGAAGCAGGUGAAAUGAAGCAGGCGGGUGGAGGAGGCCGCUCGGCACCGCUGUGUCUGCACGCUCCGGACCUGGAAUCUCUUCCAUUAUUGUCUGGACAGCAGCAGGAUGGCCCUUCCAGCACCUCCCCUGCAAAGCAUAAGAGAGGAAACUGUGACACACAGCAGGGCAGCCCCAGCAAGGUGUCCCAGGUCAUCCAGGACAUGGCAAUGAGGAUGCUCCACAUGGCUCAGUUCCUGAGGAAGAAGGGCCCCAUCGCGAGCAAGGAGCAGUUUGUUGCCUGUGCCAGGCAAAUCGCUUCUGACGGGCAGGUGGUUGUCAGAUUUGGGCACAUCCUUGCCAAGCAGUGCCCGGACCAGAGAUGCUCCACGGAGCUGCUCCGCGCCUCCGAGCACACCCACACCCUCAGCAGCCAGCUCGGCAUCGUGGCCAGGGUGAAAGCAGUGACUGGGGAGAGCAAGGCCUCCUCGGAGCUGCUCCUGAGCAACGCGCAGAACCUGGUGCGAGCGGUGCGGCACCUCCUGGGCGCGGCCGAGGCGGCCUCUGUCAAAGGUUUGGGACAACCCUCACCUGACCCUGAAGCGGAAGAAGUUGCUGCUUUUUGCCUGCAGUGGAAGAAAAACCUGUCGUGGCACAGAGCCAAGGAGGCUUUAAAUUCCAGCAGGGAUGAGUUAGGGCUCCGCAAGACUCGGGAAGCAAAGGCGGAGCCCACCCUGAUGGCUGGGGUGCAAGAACCACCCCCUCAGACCAGGAAUAUCCCAAAGCAUCCCAGUCCCAGGAAAGGACACACAGCUAUGGACAGACACCUGUAAAACCAGGGAGGGGCUUCUCAUCCUGAUGGCGUUGGAAUAUUUGCAAGAUGAAGGAUUCGUGUUGGAGCGUUUCCACUGUGGCAGGAAAAUCUUGGAAGAGGCUCCGUGGGGAGGCCAGGAAUGUUCUGGUGAGUGUUUUACCCACAGGGCAGCAAACACCAGGUGGUGACACAGGCUGGACAGGGCUUGGAGCAACCUGCUCCAGUGGGAGGUGUCCCUGCCCAUGGCAGGGGUGGGAUGGGAUGAGUUUAAGGUCCCUUCCCACCCAAACCAUUCCAGGAUUUUAUGAUCCAGAGUUGCUCAGUCUUUCUGCACUGCAGAGAGCAGACAAGGUCACACAUCACAUAUCCAGGGAUACAGCAGCAGGUAUGUUUCUAUUGUGUCCCUAAUCCCGCAGAUUUCCUCCCAAAAUCCCCCUCAACCCCAGGAUUUUCUCCUACCAAGUAAAAUGCUCAAUUCCAACCAUCACCCACCUCAGAGCUUCCAGAGGAUCCCAGACUGGUGACACUGGCUGCUCCUGCAUCUCUGGCUCUCCACAUCCAUCCUUCACAGCCUCAGGGGACGGAGCUGCAGGUGUCCCAUGGAAACGCUGAUCCAUGCCGGAAUACCGCGCGUGCAGGAGGGCUGGAAACAAGCCUUCCCUGUGGAAUUCACAAUCCAACACCACAGCAGAUCACAACUGGCUGGAUGCACAGCCCAUUCCAACCCCACCUCGGUGUCCCCACCUGCCUCUCUAUCACGUUCCCCGUAGCAGGAAUUCUGUUACCUGUGCGGUCGCAAGGAAUCUCCUCUGUGUUCCAAGGGAGAGCAGCAGGCACACCGGAGAUUCUGGGAAGCAAUCUGCAACGGAUAAAGCAGGGAGCAGGGGUGGAUGGAGGAGCAGAGCAGCCCCAGAGGUGCUGGGAGAGUCCAUGGGGACCUGUGGGGUUGGGGGAGAGGAAGGAAGGGAGGAAGGCAGGAAGGAAGGAGUGAGUUACAGAGUUACCCAGGCUGUGAGGACUCGCUGGCCUUUGUAUCCACGUCCCAUUUCCACACCAUUUUUCCCUGCUGGCUUGGUUUUUUUGAGGAAAACCUUGACCAGCCACACUUGUCACUACAUGAAGAUGUAAUUACGCAGAACUAACGGAUCACUCCAAAAUAACAACCCAGUUUACCUAUCCAGAAGACCAUAAAAUUAAUGGAAUUUACGCUCUGGGAAAUCAGGGAGGCAAAUCGAAACCACAAUUGCCUUUGGAGAUGUCUCCUCUGCCAUGAAGGAAUUACCAGCUUCCCUUGGUUCAUCCCUGCAAGAAACCAAAACCUCAGAGUUUGGGAUAAACUGGACUGUCCCAGUGGAAGCAUCGCUUGGGCCAACAAAGAAAGAAGAGGAAAAGGUGCACCAAGGAAGAGACUGAAUUCAAAGAAACAUUCCAAAGGGGCAGGAAGCAGGUGGUGAUGGAGCAGCCGGCAAGUUUUUAUUGGAAAGGCAGCUGGGCUAGGAAUGACUACAUUUCCUCUGGAGGAAAAGCAACCCAAAAGGCAGGACAGGAGGCUUGGAGGACAUUUGUGUUCCCCCGUGGAAAUUAAAGACAUGCAGGACGUUUUGCAGUGGAAAGUGGCAACUCCCUCCAAGAGGGG